This is a messenger RNA of Prunus armeniaca (apricot), 864 nucleotides long. The record is from the annotation of a GenBank genome assembly. NCBI's taxonomy places the organism in Eukaryota, Viridiplantae, Streptophyta, Magnoliopsida, Rosales, Rosaceae.
AUGGGGUGUGGCAGAAUCCAGAUAAUUACUUUGUGUUCACUGCUGCUUCUUUUUCCUGUCAUUCAUGGUUGGGGAACUGUUGGCCAUCUCACAGUUUGCAGAAUUGCUCAGUCUAGGUUGAGCAAAGCAGCAGCAGAUGCAGUGAAGCAGCUGCUUCCUGCCUAUGCAGAAAAUGACUUGGGCAGUCUGUGCAUAUGGCCAGAUCAUGUCAAGUUUAUUUAUCACUGGUCCUCUGCCCUUCACUACAUUAAUACUCCUGACAACCUUUGUAAUUACCAAUACAAUAGGGACUGCAAAGAUGAAAAUGGAGAGAAGGGGCGCUGUGUUGCAGGGGCUAUUAACAAUUAUACCUCACAGCUUCUCGGUUACAGUAGCCAUUCUUCUCAGCCGAAAUAUAAUCUCACGCAAGCGCUUCUGUUUCUUUCCCAUUUCAUUGGAGACAUCCAUCAGCCUCUGCAUGUAGGUUUUACUUCAGACAAGGGAGGCAAUACAAUUGAUGUUCACUGGUACACAAGGAAGCAAAAUCUUCACCAUAUUUGGGAUGACAACAUAGUCGAGACAGCAGAAGAGAGAUUCUAUGACUCCAAUGUGGAAGAACUGGUUGAUGCAAUUAAACAAAAUAUUACGACUGAAUGGGCAGAUGAAGUUAAGGGUUGGGAGGCCUGCAGCUUGAAUAAGACAGCAUGCCCAGACGUAUAUGCAUCUGAGGGCAUCAAAGCGGCCUGUGAUUGGGCAUACAAGGGUGCAGAAGAAGGUUCAGUGCUAGAAGAUGACUAUUUCCUCUCCCGGCUGCCAAUAGUCAAUUGGCGGUUGGCUCAAGGUGGAGUCCGACUAGCAGCCACCCUCAACCGUAUCUUCGGGUGA